This is a messenger RNA of Sphaerulina musiva SO2202, 711 nucleotides long. RefSeq names its product cysteine proteinase. NCBI's taxonomy places the organism in Eukaryota, Fungi, Ascomycota, Dothideomycetes, Mycosphaerellales, Mycosphaerellaceae. Gene Ontology annotation, cellular component: nucleus. Gene Ontology annotation, molecular function: deSUMOylase activity. Gene Ontology annotation, biological process: protein desumoylation. The annotation marks the transcript as partial. The record is from RefSeq and is a predicted model, not a curated record. The transcript has a single exon.
AUGGCCACCCGAGAUCCCACCAAAAUCUUGGGUCACGAUAGCCGCGGCGGUGAACUGACACGCAAGACCUUGGGGUGUAUUCUACCACAAGAGAACGAGCAUUUGGUCAAAUACGCUGCGGAUCCCAACGCAAAGAGAGAACCAGCUGGUUGGAUGAACGAUGCGGGAGUCGAUGGCUUUAUUAGUGCCAUCGUCGACCGCAGACGCGAACAGGAUGGCUAUGUCAAAGGCCAAGGAGUACCGGCUUUUGCGAAUUUCAGCUGCCAAUGGUUUUCCAACGUCCGAAAGAAUGGCAUCAAAUCGAUUGCCAGAUGGGGCAGGCGACAGCAGAUCAGCGACAAGAAGCUGCUGCAGUGCGAGAAGAUAUUUUUUCCGGUCAAUACUGGCGCCCAUUGGGUACUUUUGGUUCUAUCUCCCAAGGAGAGGACCAUGGAGUUUCUGGAUAGCGCUGGUGGAAGUGGCCGAACGUUUUUCAAGUUGGCACGUGAGUGGCUGGAUAUGGAGCUGGGCAUGUGUUAUGUGGCCGAGGAGUGGACGGAGCUGAGCUCCAAGAGUGAGACGCAGCAAAACUUGGACGAUUGCGGUGUUUUUACAUGCAUCAACGCGCUGGCUAGCGCAAAGGGGGCGGAUUAUUCUGCUGUUCCAGGAAAGGACAUGAAGCCGGCGAGAGAGUUCAUCGCAUCGGUGCUUCUAAAUGGUGGUUUCUCCGAG